CCCCAUCGACUAAUCCGACGACACCGGCCUUUCAGAAAGAAAUCUACGAUCACUGCACGGUUCAUAAGCAAGGCAACCCGGGUUGACCGUCAUUAGUAUUCCGAACCGGUUUCGCCAACGAGAGGACAUGGAAACCAGCUCCGACGCACCCAGAAUCUGGCUACUUUGAUCAUCCGCAAUUGCGCCGCAACCACCACUCCGCGUGCGUAUGUGCUACAGAGGCGUUCAACGGUAACGUAAGCCAGCCAGUCGCCAAAAUUCGGGACAUCCAGUCAAAGCCUUUAUUUCCCAACUUCGUCUCCGACGUCCUGUCGGUCAACUGCAUCUACGAAUUGCAGUCGCAUGCUCCUGCAGCGACACUUGGAAUAGAAAACGGAACUGUCAGUCUUGUCGCCGAGUGUCAACUGUGCAGUGGUUGCCAGCAAUCAUCGCUGCCUUGGGUGUCCGGACCAAGUCUUUCCCAAACAGAACCUGGAGCGAGCAGUAACUCCAGCCUGGCCUUUCCUUGAACAUUCAAUUCAACCUCUGCGAAACGGCGCCUAGUGAACGAAAACAUCCACCGUCGAAUUGGGCUCUCUGCGAGUCGCAUCGAAAGACCUCCCGAGACAGUCCCCGUCCGUUAUAAUGGCUAAGACCUUACAACGAUGAUUGCCUGUGUCAACUUUCCCCGCGGACCGUCUUGAUUCUUCCAGCUUCUCGAUUUAUACCAAGGCCAACGCCGACUGUCCAUCUCCUUACAGUUGUCUAGUGUUACCUAUUUUCCAACAGGUCUUAAGCGACCUCGACUCCUGAAACCAUAUUGGCACGGUUUGCGUUGCGGACUACUUCCUCUACUUGAAAUCUUGAAGGUGCAGCUCGAAGUUAGCAUGACAUCAGCUCCUGUGUUACAGACGAUGUCCGGGAUCAAGAAACUUUCAUUUGCUAGUGUUGUGGCUUCUCCGAAGGAAGCCGAAACGAAUGGGGCCCGACAGGUUAUGCCUUCGCACGGGAAACCUUCAGUUGAGCCCAAGAUGGCAAUUUCUACCACAAACCCCUCCAGGCUGCCUAUGAACAAUAGUCUUGGUAGUGUGAUGGGUGAUGGAUAUGAAAUACAGUCACCACCCGUGGAGAAAGACGCUGUGGAUGACAAGGUUGUUCAAGGUCUGACAAACUUGAAGCUGGGAGUAAAGCCACCGAGUCUUGUUGUUAAUGGUUCUGGCUCAACAUCAACAGAGCAAUCGAGCGCGGUUGGUAACAGCCAGACGCCUUCGGACGUGGUCUCUCAGAAGGCAGACUCUAACUCAGAAUUUGGCACCAAACCGCCAAGCUUGGACGGAAAGAGCAUCACAUCUGGUACGACAUUCAACGUGCUUGACGAGAAGGAAUCUCUGAGACCCGACGACAGUGCUAGCGUAAAAGCUGCAGCCGACGAAGACGAUGCAUUUUCAAUCCGUGGUUCACAGAUUGCCAAUUCACGCAUGGGAUCCGACGUUGCCGGUCGUUUACGAACCAUUCAAAUAGGCGAUAUGCCCCCAAGGGCCAUCGCGCCGCACUCUGCGUCCGCGGUACAGCCUCGAGGCGUGGCCAGUACUCCUGACGGCGGCGCAUGCGAACUGCCAUCUGCAGCCAGUGGAGUCAAUUCGCUGGCAACCACCCAGGCUAACCAGGAGUCCUUUAACGGUUUUUAUAGCCAAAACCCGGACGAGAAGCUUUUGGAGGCAAUGAAGUCCUCAAAAGACCGCAUCUUUCUCUUGCGUUUGGAGAAGGAGGUGAUAGAGUUUGUCCAGGAUUCAAAGGAGCCGUUCAUGGAUCUGCCGCCGUGCAAUUCGUUUUGUCGGUUGCUAACCCACAAGCUUGCGGACUAUUAUCAUAUGACGCAUUCUUUUGAAGCAGUUGCAGGGGCAGUGCGCAUUUACCGAACACCGUUUUGUCGUGUCCCCCCUUCGCUACAGAGCAUCGCUGCCGCAAAUGAGUCGGCCAGCAGCACUCCUCCUCCUGCUAUGUUGCCGCGGAAGAUCAUGCGCCGUGGUGAGGAGGGUGAUUCGGCCCCCGCAAGCGCUGGGCCAUCGAAACCAACGUCGGAAGAUGGAAGCGAUUCCAAGGAUAAGAACGCCAACACAAAUCAGAAGCUUACCCGUGAGGAACGCGAAGAAGCCUACAACAAGGCAAGGCUCAGGAUCUUCGGUACCACGGCAGAGACGGAGACAUCUAGCCCUGAUAAUGAGGACAGUACUGGAGUAUCCAGGGCAAGCUCGGUAUCCGCGAGGGAUAAGUCUGCACUGGGUAAAAGGGGAAAGACUGCAAAGCAAAGGCGAGACGACUCAGAGAGCUUUGAUUCGCGUUCGCUGUAUACUCCUUACUAUACUCACCCCCACCAACCUCACAUGUGGGCUCCAGUUCACGUGCCUGUAGGGGGCAACGGUGCGCCAUAUACACCACAGCAGCAGCCUCCUCAGCCGUCCUACGCUCCCAUGUAUGUGUCAUCUGGCCAGCCCUACACAACGCCGAUGACCCCAGGCGGCUACGGUCCACCUUAUGCACAUCCACCAGCGAACUCGAGCGCUCAGCUGAACGCCGGAAGAUACCCGGCGCAAGCUCAAGCCCAGCCUGGUAAUUCCUACUCCAACUUAGCACAGGGCAUGUCUCCUCAGCCUUGGCCUCAUCAACAAUUCAACGGCCAACAGCCUCAGGCUCCCUAUCUAGGUCGACCCUUGCCGUCGGGGCCUACUUCGAUGCCCGCAUCAGUUGCCACGCCGGCUCCUGUGCCGGGGCCUGCCCCAAAUCCGAGCAUCCCGUAUCCAUACGGCCAGUUGCCAUGCCAUACCAACCCACAUGACCCGAAGAGUCAGCACCCAAUACCCGGGAGUUACAACAGGCACGGGUUCAACCCCAAGACCCAAUCCUUCAUUCCAGGGACGGGACCGGCACCGAUGUCCAUGCCACAUGGCCCCGUAGUGCCUGCUCCCAGUGGACCGUUUGCGGGUCCUAACUCGGCGCCUCAGGCGGGCAGUCCCAUGAUGAGCGCACCCUCACCCAUGCAUUAUGGUCAACAGUCCACAGGCGCCCAUCCAACUCAAUAUGUUGGGAUGGCUAAUGGAUUUACCAUGAUGAGGCAAGGCUCGAACAACUCCAUGUCUCAGCACUACCCGGUAAUGCCGCAAAUGCAGCCGCCAACUAUGACCCAACAACUGCCCCAACAGCCAAUAUAUCCACUCCAGCAUCAGCCUCCUGGACUUCACCUCCCGCAUCCUCCCCAACAAGUUCACAAUGUUUCACAGCGUAUGCCAAACAAGCACCCAAUGGGCCAGAGCCACUCCGUUGGGCCCACCACCACGUUCAGUCAUCUGCCCACGUAUGGUAAUCCAUCCACGCUGCCGCAGAAGCCAUCAACCUAGUAGGAUAGGAACAGCGUGGUGGAAUUUCUCCUCGAGCGGAGAAGCUUGGAUCAGACAUGGAGCGUAUUUUGAUGAAAACCAAAAGAAUAAUGUUUCGUGGCGCACAUGGCGGGCAUUGCUAUUUGCAGUUAAAUUACGGGAGCAUGACGGAGUUUAAAUAGGGAUCUACAGGUUGGCUAGCGGGCGAUGAAUACGGGCCAGGAGAGCUGGUCUGGUUGGACUGCGUGCAUCUCAAAAGGAGAGAUCAUGUUUUAAAAAGCCAACAAGAAAAUAAAAGACAAUUACUCUAGACCGGUUGUUCCGGGACAAAUAUGACAA
This is a messenger RNA of Pyricularia grisea, 3692 nucleotides long. RefSeq lists its product as uncharacterized. The coding region runs from base 867 to 3374 and encodes 835 amino acids. NCBI's taxonomy places the organism in Eukaryota, Fungi, Ascomycota, Sordariomycetes, Magnaporthales, Pyriculariaceae. Gene Ontology annotation, biological process: galactose metabolic process. Gene Ontology annotation, molecular function: nucleic acid binding. The transcript is spliced from 7 exons. The record is from RefSeq and is a predicted model, not a curated record.